Magnusiomyces paraingens is the source of this 1401-nucleotide messenger RNA. RefSeq lists its product as uncharacterized. The record is from RefSeq and is a predicted model, not a curated record. The transcript has a single exon. Gene Ontology annotation, biological process: Golgi organization; endoplasmic reticulum to Golgi vesicle-mediated transport; endoplasmic reticulum organization. Lineage: Eukaryota; Fungi; Ascomycota; Dipodascomycetes; Dipodascales; Dipodascaceae. Gene Ontology annotation, cellular component: Golgi membrane; endoplasmic reticulum-Golgi intermediate compartment; COPII-coated ER to Golgi transport vesicle. Bases 1 to 1401 code for a protein of 466 amino acids. Gene Ontology annotation, molecular function: D-mannose binding.
AUGAGGGCCUGGAAUUUUUUACCCGCGAUACUUUCGCUUUCAUCAGUUGUUUCCGCCAUUGAAGCAAUUAGUGCGCUUUCUAUUCCUCAGAACAAGGAGGCCGGCAAACCGAUCCCUAACUGGACCAGUCAUGGUAGCGUGCAGGUGGAGGCAGGCCGAGUUUUUUUGACUGGUCUGGGCGGUAAAGACCUACAAAACUCAAUCUGGGCUAACCUUGGCAAUAAUCUCGAGAGCUGGACACUAGACGUUGAUUUCACUGCUGGUGGUCUUGUCGAGGCUGGUGGUGGUCUGGCUAUUUGGUACACCACUGAUCAAGGGUUCCCUGGUCCUGCAUACGGUAACAAGGACACUUGGGAUGGUCUGGGUAUUUUCAUUGACAGUGCAAUCAAGGACGAAUCUGGCAAUGAAGAUUCUGGAUCGGUCCAUGGUCAUCUGAAUGACGGUACCACAUCAUUUGUUAACACAAUCAGCAAAGAUCCUAAAUCUCAUGCAUUCUCGUUAUGCCACGUCAAUUAUAGAAAUACAGGAUAUCUCACGCAGGUUAAGAUUUCUUAUGCUCCUGGUCUGUUUAGAAUUUUGGUCAACAACCAGGUUUGUGUCCAAACUGACAAGAUUGUCCUGCCCAAGGGCGGCUACUUUGGCAUCUCCGCAGGUGGCACCGGGAACGUGGACAACUUUUCUCUGUAUAGAGUCGAGACUUUUGUCAAUGUUCAGCCCAGUGUUGAACAAGUUGACAAUGCUAUGAAACUUGAAAAGGAAAAGCAGCAACAGCAACAGAAUGAACAGCAGAAGAAGCAGCAAAAUGAGCAACAAAAGCAACAACAAAAUGAACAAAAGGUUGUUGCUCAGUCUUCCUCUUCUUCUUCAUCUUCUUCAUCUUCCAGUUCUCCAAUAAACAAUGAGGAAAUCACCAAAAUGAUUGAAAAGCUCAAUCUGGUGUGGCACAAUGGCAAGGAAUGGAAGGAGCAUACCGAAGGAGCAGUCAGUGCAAUGACUCAGCAAACGCUAAGUGAGCUCAAGAACCAGCGCAAAGUGUUUGAAGACUCUUUGAAAGAGAUCAACAACAAGUUUGAACAGCGAGUCAACAAACUGGAGAAUGUUAUCAAGGAGCUGAUUGAGCUGCAGCGGAAUACAUUGGAGGGCCGUACAGCUGACACCAAGGCGCACAUUUCGAGCGAAAUCAAUAAGCUCAAUACGCAUGUGGAUGAUAUUACUCGGUCACUCAAGGAGCAUUCGACCAGUCUGGGCAACUUGCCACACUCGCUCCACACUGCUGUGAUUGAGGGCGGCCAGUCCAUCUGGACCAUUCUCCUGGUAGUGUUUGUAGUCCAAGCAGUUGUCGGACUUGGCUAUUAUCUUUACUCUCUCAGACAAAAGGGGUACCAUGCUAAGCUUCUUUAG